Molecule: messenger RNA, 615 nt
Organism: Coffea eugenioides
Lineage: Eukaryota; Viridiplantae; Streptophyta; Magnoliopsida; Gentianales; Rubiaceae
Exons: 1
Coding region: 1-615 (204 amino acids)
Biological process (GO): DNA integration
Molecular function (GO): nucleic acid binding
Source: RefSeq, a predicted model, not a curated record
AUGGUGGAUGGGUUGUGCAAGCAGUUCAAAAUCAAACAUCGAAAUUCUACUAUUUAUAGACCACAGAUGAAUGGAGCUGUGGAGGCCGCGAAUAAGAACUUGAAGAAAAUAAUUCGUAAAAUGACUGAAAGACAUCAUGAUUGGCACGAGAAGCUCCCCUAUGCAUUAAUGGCAUAUAGAACUGCUAUUUGGACUUCUACUAGGACAACACCUUACAAUCUCACGUACGAAAUGGAAGCAGUUUUGCCAGCUGAGGCUGAGAUUCCUUCGUUACGCAUACUAAUGGAGGCCAAAUUGGAUGAAACUGAUUGGAUUAAACAACAUCAUGAGCAGUUGUCGUUGAUUGACGAGAAAAGGUUAAAUGCCAUUUGUCAUGGUCAGUGCUAUCAAAAGAAAAUGGCCCGUGCUUACAACAAGAAGGUCAAAGUGCGACUGCUCGAAGAAGGAGACAAAGUGUUGAAACGGAUUUUGCCAGUUCAAGAGAAGGUUAAAGGGAAGUUUGCACCAAAUUGGCAGGGCCCUUUUAUUGUCCAGAAAGUAUUACCUGGCGGAGCACUUGUUCUCGCAGAAAUGGAUGGACAAGUUUUCCCUCAGCAGAUCAAUUCGAAUAUGUGA